Messenger RNA from Radiomyces spectabilis, 3572 nucleotides. RefSeq names its product ATP-dependent protease La. The record is from RefSeq and is a predicted model, not a curated record. Lineage: Eukaryota; Fungi; Mucoromycota; Mucoromycetes; Mucorales; Radiomycetaceae. Bases 22 to 3351 code for a protein of 1109 amino acids. Gene Ontology annotation, biological process: protein catabolic process; protein quality control for misfolded or incompletely synthesized proteins; mitochondrion organization. Gene Ontology annotation, cellular component: mitochondrial matrix. Gene Ontology annotation, molecular function: ATP hydrolysis activity; single-stranded DNA binding; serine-type endopeptidase activity. The transcript is spliced from 5 exons.
CCUUGAUCUUCGAAGACUCGUAUGAAUCAUUCCGUGCUAAUCCAUGUAUCAAAAACUAUUCCUCGCUCGAGAGUUAACCAAGUGCUAAUGUCCCAGCUGCAUUCAGCAACGGGGGCUAAACCUCUCGGGGCCCGUCACUUCUCCACUCACCCUACCGUGACCAUUUGGGGUGGCGAAGCCAUCUCGCAUUCCUUACGAUCCAGUCCUUCCAACUCGGUCUUUGUGGCUCUUCAACCACUGAAGAAUGCCGCCGCUGUCAAACGCCACUUUGGCCGAUCCGCUUCAAGCUACAAGAACUCCAUGUUGAUGAGAGAUCGCGAUCCCAAUGACGAUCCUGCCGAUCACCCGCCCCCCGCUUCAUCAGGUGAUGGCGCUGCGAACGGAGGCGACGGACACGGACGAAGUGAUAACGGCAACAACGGUCAUGGUGAUGAUAAGCCUUCGUCUGGCUCGUUCAAUGUGAUUGAUAAUCAACUACAAAAACCAUCGGUGCCCGAAGUAUAUCCCCAAGUGCUGGCCUUACCCAUCGCUCGUCGACCACUCUUUCCCGGAUUCUAUAAAGCCGUCGUCGUGAAAGAUCCUAAUGUGACGGCCGCUAUCAAAGAGUUGCUGAAACGUGGCCAACCUUACGUUGGCGCCUUUUUGCUCAAGGACGAGGAUUUGGACGUCGACCGAAUUACUAGCAUGGACCAAGUUCAUCCCGUGGGUGUGUUUGCUCAGAUCACCAGUGUAUUUCCAGCGAGUGCAGGAAAGGAUGGGAACAAGGAGGAUGCUGGCUUGACCGCCGUGUUGUAUCCCCAUCGGAGAAUCAAGAUGACGAAGCUACUGCCUAUGGCGGAGACUGGUCACACCACAGCCUCCGUUGAAGCUGAAGAAGCAUUAAGGCCCGAAGAAGACCAUGUAUCAGAGCAACACAAUCCGGCUAAGAAGGAGGAAUUACACCCAGAAGAACGUUUAAGCAGUGAAUCAGUAUCUGAAGCUCAAAAGGGAGCAGAAGAAGGUCUUCAUGGCGGUGGUGAUACGCAAUAUGCCACUUCAUUCUUAGCAAACGAUUACGCGGUCUCGGUGGCCAACGUGGAAAAUUUGGAGGAUCUGCCUUACUCAAAGAAGAGCUCACUUGUGCGUGCUGUCACUUCGGAAAUUGUUGCGGUGUUCAAGGAUAUCGCUUCGCUUAAUCCACUUUUCAGAGAUCAGAUCGCCAGUUUUUCCAUGUCGCAAUCCGCUGGCAACGUGUUUGAGGAACCCGCCAAAUUGGCCGAUUUUGCUGCGGCCGUCUCGGCUGGUGAACCACUCGAGUUGCAAGAAGUGCUUGAAACAUUGCCCGUGGAGGAGCGUUUGCAAAAGGCGUUGCUCGUCCUGAAAAAGGAAUUGAUGAAUGCCCAAUUGCAGAACAAGAUUUCCAAGGAAGUCGAAAGCAAGAUCGCCAAACGUCAACGCGAAUACUAUUUGAUGGAACAGCUCAAGGGUAUCAAGAAGGAGUUGGGAUUGGAAAGUGACGGCAAGGAUAAACUUGUCGAAGGAUUCAAGGAGAAGGCAACGAAACUGGCGAUGCCUGAAAGCGUGAAGAAAGUGUUUGACGAGGAAAUCAACAAGUUGGCGCAUCUUGAACCGGCCGCUUCUGAAUUCAAUGUGACGCGUAAUUACCUUGACUGGCUUACUCAGGUUCCCUGGGGUCAGCGAUCGCGCGAAAACUACAACUUGAUUCACGCUAAACGAGUGCUUGACGAAGAUCAUUAUGGAUUGAAGGAUGUGAAGGAUCGUAUUCUGGAAUUCAUCGCUGUCGGCAAACUUCGAGGCUCGGUCGAAGGUAAAAUUCUCUGUCUCUCUGGUCCACCUGGUGUGGGUAAGACAUCCAUUGGUAAAAGUAUUGCUCGCGCUUUGGAUCGUGAAUUUUACCGCUUUUCCGUCGGUGGAUUGACGGAUGUGGCUGAGAUCAAGGGCCAUCGUCGUACCUAUGUCGGUGCCAUGCCAGGCAAAGUGGUUCAAGCGUUGAAGAAGGUGCAAACCGAAAACCCGCUGAUUCUCAUUGACGAAAUUGACAAGGUCGGUCGUGGUCAUCAGGGCGAUCCUUCAUCGGCAUUGCUUGAAUUGCUGGAUCCCGAACAAAAUGGCAGCUUCCUGGAUCAUUACAUGGACGUUCCUGUAGACUUGUCCAAGGUGUUGUUUGUGUGUACUGCCAACGUCCUUGACACCAUACCCGGCCCAUUGCUUGAUCGUAUGGAAGUGAUUCAACUUUCUGGUUACGUCGCGGAAGAAAAGGCCGCCAUUGCCUCCAAGUACCUUGCACCGACUGCCAAGGCCGCCGCAGGUUUGGAACAUAUCAACGUCAAUCUCAGUCCUGAAGCGAUCGAUACGCUGAUCAAGAACUACUGUCGCGAAAGCGGAGUGCGUAAUCUGAAGAAACAAAUCGACAAAGUGUUCCGCAAAGCGGCCUAUCAAGUCGUGGAAAAGGUCGGAGAAAGCAAAUUCGAGCAACAGGAAGGCGACUCUCCAAAGGUGCUGUCAGCCGACAAACGAUCGAAUGACCCGGUCACAAACGAAAAAGCGGCUGAACAAGAAUCUCCCGAGAAGGAAAAGGGACAAGAAAAGACACAUGAAGAACGCAAAGCCCUGGAGGUACCGGAAGAUGUCAAGAUCGAUAUCACUCCCGACAACCUGAAAGACUACGUCGGCCCUGCCGUUUUCCAAUCCGAUAAAUUAUACGAUCAACCACCACCUGGUGUGAUUAUGGGCUUGGCUUGGACAAGCAUGGGUGGAUCAUCCUUAUACAUUGAGUCGGUUUUGGAAUCUUCACUGGGUCCCAAGUCCAGCCCUCACUUGUCAAAGACCGGUCAGCUUGGCGAUGUCAUGAAAGAAUCAACCACUAUUGCCUACACUUUUGCCAAAUCCUUAAUGGCCACGCGUUUCCCUGACAACAAAUUCUUUGAUAAAGCACGUGUCCAUUUGCAUUGUCCCGCAGGCGCUGUACCGAAAGAUGGACCUUCGGCUGGUGUGACCAUGGCGACUUCCUUGAUUUCCUUGGCACUGAACAAGGCCGUGAAUCCCAAUAUUGCCAUGACAGGUGAACUCACGGUGACAGGCAAGGUGCUUCAAAUCGGUGGAUUGAAAGAAAAGACCAUUGCCGCCAAACGAUCCAAUGUCAACACCAUCUUAUUUCCCAAGGAUAACCAAGCCGACUGGGAAGAACUGCCGGAUCACAUCAAGGAAGGUAUGACCGGUAUCCCGAUCAAUUACUACGAUGAGAUCUUCAAGAUCUGUUUUGGCGACGUCGAUCAAAAGGAAGCCAACGCUUUGUGGAGUGACAUGCUCAAGGAAGACGAUAAAGAUAAAGAAGACAAGAACAAAGAUUAAGCAAUAAUAUCUAGAAGCUUAUGUAUCCACAUUCAAUUUUUUUUCCUUCUACUACUGCAACGACUUGUCAAAAAUAGACCUGUAUCUUUAUAUUUGUUUUUUAGGUAUUUCCAUCCAACUUGUCCAUCACUUUAGAGAUGAAGACUUUGAUUUUCCCCCAUAAUCAUGACUUUUUCGAAUGAGAUAUCACGAUCAUGCAGAGGAAAAGUUAUAUGAUACAG